Candidula unifasciata is the source of this 798-nucleotide messenger RNA. NCBI's taxonomy places the organism in Eukaryota, Metazoa, Mollusca, Gastropoda, Stylommatophora, Geomitridae. The record is from the annotation of a GenBank genome assembly.
AUGGCUUGUAUGUGGUCAGUGAAUCUGACUAUUUUAGUCAGUGCGUCAGUUUGCUGUGUAGGGGUGCAAACGCUGUACCCGAAUCAACUCUCUUUGAAUGAUGUUACCGAAAGAAAAAGUGGCACUAUCUACAAACGUACAGCGGUACCAACAGACUUGUCUACUGAAAAGUAUCUUAGUAAUUCAAAAAGACACCAGAGUAAAGAAACCAGUAACGUCUACAUUUCGACACACCAAAAGAAAGACGAUAACUUCAAUGUACGAAGUUUGAGCGGUAUAUCCAAGCGAUCAAAAUAUAUAGAUUCUCCAGAACUGGAAGAAAUUAUCCUAGGUAAACGGCAAAACUGCGCCAUUCCUGCAAAUAAGAGACAAGAUUUGAUGGUUUUGUAUCGGAUGCUGAACGACUCAUACUUCUUCGGCGCUAAUCAAGAGCCUCAGACGGAGUACAGACGGCCUGCCGACCAACUGAUCCACUGCGUAGAACUAGUGGAGCUACGAGCCUCGCAAGAGCUCAAUUCUAGAACUAUCUGUCCAUGGCUGUUAGCAGAGAUUGACAUCGGUCCUGGGAACUAUCCUCGGUACUUCGAGGAAGCGACCUGUCUCUGCAGAAAGUGCAUUUCAAGUAGUUGGUCAUUCUGCAAAUACGUUUUUCGAACAGUCAGUUAUUUCAAAUUCGAAGGCUGCGAGAGUGGAUUUGCUCUUAUGAAGAUGAAACACUUGCAGAUCCGCACACACUGUUACUGCGAUAAGCCUGAACCAGGUCGUGAUACGCCAGUACCAAAUUAUAAUACUGAAUAA